AUGGAGCCCACCUCACUUCUCACUUUACCGAUCUCAUCGACUGGAACGCACUUCCGAUCAAUCAAAGGAACGUCGGCUGAACGAAUGUUACCCUCCAAGGGUAGUAUCUGGAGAGCCAAUUUACGAAUACCGAAUCGAACGACUACUAUAAUCAUCUCUGGUGUCGGUCUCGGGAUUGUCGUAUUCGGCAUACUUCUUCGUAGGUGGUUUCAGCGCGGACGUAUUACCGGACCUAAGCUGACAUCGCGGUUUCAUGACGGGAGCGUUCAGGAUGGCUCUUGCGAUGUCCCUCCACGUGUGGAGAGGCCGGAAAGUGUGCGUGCUUCGUCACGGCUUCGGUGUACUCCAUCGUUCAGUGAUCGUGGUAGCGGGCGCCAAGGAAACUCUCGGCAACGCAACCACUUCAGCAAUAGCAUGGAAGCAUUUCCUCCGGUUUGCUCCGACUCUAGCCACGAACUACUUCGGGCACUUGAAAGAGCAAUCAAUGUUAUUGAAUUUUACCGCGAAAAGGAUGGUAGCAAAACCGAAGAGCUAACUUCUAUCGCUGACCGCCUUCACGGACUAGAGGCUGACAUCUCCCGUCUGGUGGCAGAUGGGGCACUGGAUGAAUAUAGAGAUGACUUUAGCAAUGUAGUAGCUCAAGGAUGGCAAGGCUAUAGCGCUCCACGAGCGGGAACCCUUUCGGUGCUCUCAGACGAUUCCUUCAUGUCUGCUUAUGAAGAAUUCGCUGUUACCCUUGAUGACGACGUAUCACGUGAUAUUUCGGUUCCCGAAGACCAACUGUUGUUCUACAAAGAAGGCUUAAAAGCAGCGAACAACGGAGAGGUAGAUUACCGAAAGAUGCGCGGUGAUAUUUGCCAGUGUGACAGUGAGCUGGAUUUUGCCGCCAAGCUUUGGUGUUUACGGCAAGCUUUUGCGGUCUGUCUUAAUGACGACCAUCGUCAGGUAUGGUUGGCGAAAGCUGGUCGUACAUUAUUGGGGGAUAUUUUGCGACAUUCAAAGCAGGAUCCCACCCAGUUUUAUAUCGCUUUCGACGCCUUGAUUGAUUUCUUUCGCAUUGAAUCGAAUAUUUCUCAAAUGGCUGAGGAGCUCGCUGAUAGAGGGGUGGUAGAAUGCGGUUUUUGGGAUGUCGUCCUCGACUUCAUACUACUCGACUCAUUUGAUGAUAUUAAAUCUCCUCCGUCUGCUGUAUACUCGGUCACAAAAAAUUAUUUUCUCUCAAACUCCAUGAAAUACUCAACAAUAAGCACUAUUAUCUGGUCAAUGCUCAAGGCUAAACGGCAACGGCUGAAGGAUCCAAAUGGUUUCAUCGCUCAUAUCUAUAACGUCUCUGAGGCCGUCUCGCCCGCGAUCACGCUGGGUUUUCUUGGAACAGACCCACGUAUCGGGGAGUUGUGUCAGUACUUUAAGGAGCAGAUCACUCAGUUUGUGGUGGAUAUUUUCAAUCCGAAGCGAGUGCGUUACACAACCGUAGAUGCACUUGCUGAAGAUGUUUGGAUUAUACUAGAGACUCGCACGGAAGCUGUUCGCACUCGACUUGGCACAGAGCUAAUUCCUGCCUAGUUUGCGAUUACUUCAGGUGUACUUUUAGUAUUUGAAAAAGUUUUAGUCAUUCAUUCGUUUAUUCGAUUUGAAAGUAAUUUGCUGACAGAUUUGACUUGUCACAGUAUCGUUUGACUUUUUAUAUCUACUUGUGCUUUCAGUUUUAUUUUCGAAUUUCCUCUUUGUGUGGGAUUUUAGCUGAUCUCGUAAUAUAUGAGUCCCUCAAGGCCGUUUUUUCCUUUAGUUGUGCAAUUUCUGUCCUUGAUUUCAUUUGUAGGUUAGGUAGGUUGUAAUUUCCAAACUCACAGCAGUAGAGAUGACUUCACUGCUGAAGAGUUUGGAAAAUACUUAGGCAAUAUAGCGAGCUGCAGGGGGUGCUUCGAGCAUUUUGGAACAUAUCUGCCCUGAUGUGUGCCGCCUCACUUCCUGUUAGCUGCUAAGAUUUGAUUACGGUAGAAUUAGAUAGGCAAAGGAACUAGUCGUGAAUCGUUGUUUUGUCCUUUGCUCAUUACUGAAGUGCUGACUUCAAUGGGCUUUGAGUGUUUUUGUUUUGAAUUCACCACUUUAUGCCAUGUAUACAUUUGCUGAUCUUAGUUCUAGUACAAGAGUACGUGUAACAUCUUUUCGUUAUAUCAUAAUGUAAUUUUGUCAUAAACAUCUAUU
Cylicocyclus nassatus is the source of this 2205-nucleotide messenger RNA. The record is from the annotation of a GenBank genome assembly. Lineage: Eukaryota; Metazoa; Nematoda; Chromadorea; Rhabditida; Strongylidae.